CUCCAAGCGCUGAACUGUGAUGAGAGGGAGAGAUUUGCGACGACCCCCAAAAUGGGGAAACCCCGAGCUAAUCCAAACCCCGGCCGAUCUGAAUUCCCUCAAAUCCCGCAACCGGAGCCCUAAUCGCUUCCAAACCCCAUCUUCCAUCCAAUGCCUCCCACCGGCGACGACCCGUCGUCUGCCGCCGGUAUCUCAUUCCCUGGCGUGGAUGGCGGCGGCGGCGGCGGCGAUUCUGAAGACGCUGACUUCACCGGCGCUCACCUCCUCGACCCCACCGAUCCGGACCUCCCCAACCCCACCACCUCCUCCGCCACCGGCCUGCCCCACGCGGUCCCGGCCGGCGGGAGCGGCGGCGGCCCGGUCACCUCCGGCAACGGCGGGGAGCGGCGGCCCCUGUUCCAGCGCCUCUGGACCGAGGAGGACGAGAUUGUUAUCCUCCGCGGCUUCGCCGAGUUCACCGCCGCGCGCGGCACGGCGUUCGCGUCGCACCAGUACGACACCGACCCUUUCUACGAGGACAUGCGCCGCCGCCUGCAGCUCGACUUCUCCAAGAGCCAGCUCGUCGAGAAGCUCCGCCGCCUCAAGCGCAAGUACCGCAAUUGCGUCUCCCGCCUCCGCGAGUCCGGCGCCACCUUCUCCUUCCGCUCCCCGCACGAGCAGGCCAUCUUUGAGAUCGCGCGCAACAUCUGGCGCCCCACAAAUAAACACGGCCGAGAUCCCUCGGCUGACUCUGACGAUGAAGACGCCGCGGCGAACACAAGCCCCAACGGGGAAGUCAAGUCCCCGUCCUCGGGGCGACAGCGACGCCGCAGGCGCGCAACGGAUUUCGCUGCAGCCGCUGGCACCGCCCCUACCACUGGCAUGGUGCAGCCCCCUCAGCCAGUGCAAUCGCCUGUGUCAGUGCCUGUCAAGAUGGAAGACUCCCUCCCAGCACUGCCGCAGAAUCCAAUGCCAGUGACGGUGACCAUGGAUGGCUCAGAGCCUCUCAGGUUGCCAGUCAUGUCACCUCAAUCAGGUGUUUCGGAUGCGGAGAAGAGUUGCCUGACUCCUCUACUUAAGGAGAUGAUGCGUGCAGUGAUAAAUGUCGGAACUAAUCCCUUCGGUGCAAAACUAUCGGAGCCGCCCCUUGGUUUACCUAUGGAAGGGGAGAAAUGGAGGAAGCAGCGGAUUUUGGAGUUGGAGGUGUACUUGAAGAGAAUUGAGCUGCUGCAGGAUCAGGCGAAGGCAACACUUGAGGAGCUCAAGUCCUCAACCCCCGGGACUUGAUCCAUGAUAAGAUGAGAUCUCUUUCGUUUUAGGAUUCUUGCUAUGAUUCUUAGUGUAGAUGCUUAGGUCUUUUUGCAUAUUUUACGUCCAUAAAAGAAUAUUGUUAACUGGGUUGGGGCUUGGAACUAGUUUGUUUAUGGUUCUAAUUAUUCAUGUGAUAUUAGCUGCCAUUUAUGGUAUUUUUGGUAGAUCCAUAGUUUUUUUAUGGUUCUAAUUGUUCAUGGGAUAUUAGCUGCCAUUUCUGGUAUUUUCAUAGGUUCAUUAUCCUUUGUUUACUGAGGUAGUGGUAUCCUUUGAGUGGACAGAAAGUACCCUAUAGAAAGAUGAAUGUUUGCAAUUAAUUUAUUAAGAUUACAGAUUAUUGCUAUUGUGUCUUGGCUUCUUAUUCUGUUUUGUGUGUGUUAUCAUGAAGUUAUAAGAUUAUAUUUGAGAGAUUGAACUGGUUCGUGACAUUGAUGAUGGAUGUUUGGAAAGGUCAUGGAACUUGUGUAGAGUAAAUGACCAUGAGUUUUAGGAUCUGCUCGGGUAUACCAAGUGGGUGAAAAUUUUGACUCAUGUUGAAUUGGUGGUCAUGGCUAUGGCUCUGUUUUGUAAAGAUGUGGAUUUGCCAUGUUAUCUCUGCAUGAAAUAAAUGGUUACCCAUGUGAUUACAUUCGUGUUUCCACCGUGAGAAUAUGGCAAAGCUGUAGGAAUAGAGUUAUGCUUAUUAUUGCUCAACAUUGUGUUUUGCCAUUCUAGAGAGUAGUGGUUUUUGUGCUUCAAAUUUGGUGGCAGGGCACCACACUUAUUAACAGAAAUUUGUAUACCAUAUCUACAUACAACUGGAUGAAAUUUGUAUGCAGAUAUGGUAUACAAAUUUCUGUUAAUAACUGCCAUGAACAAAACAGUUAUAUGCAUACAACUGGAGGUCAUGGCGCGAGAUCCCCUUCCUCCCCGCCGCCUGGCUCCUACCCGACUUCCAGCGCCUCCUCCCCUCCGCGGACGCGCUCCGGACGGGUCAAGCGCCGCAGGGAUGCAGACGGCGGCAGCUGUGGCGUGGGCGCCUGGCCCAUCACUGUCCACCUCCUCCUCCUCGCCUUCCCCCUACAGGAUGGAGGCAUCAGCGAUGGAUGCAGAGCUCAGGCGGGUGGUGGACGAGAACCGGCGGCUUCGGGGCAUCCUGCAGGAGCUCACCCGGAACUAUGGCACGCUGUACCAACAGCUUCUCCAGGUCACGCAGCACCCCCCACGUUAGCAUCAACAUCCUGAUCUCAUGAACAACCGAUCAUCACUGCUGCCUCACCCUGGCUUAUCUGUUGAUCCUGCACUGCUGGGAUGGGUACAGGAGGGGAGCAAAAGGGAAUGUUGGUGCCCGGAUAUCGACGAGAAGCGACUGCCCAGAUGGCGAGCUACACAAAUCGUCAUUUUGACACCAAGGAGCUGUAAGAAAACCUUUGGGAUGAAGAACCAACUGUAAUGACUGAAGUAAUGAAAACCAUAUCUUUGGAGGUUCUGUGGGAGAAGAUGCUGCAUCACAUCCACCGAGAAAUUCACUAUGUAAUUGAGCAUCGUUUGAUGGACUGGAAGGAUCUAAAAGAUGGUUCUCUUAGGGUGGAGCAGCACUCCAUGACACCAAAACAAAGCCAACGUCAGAUUCUUGUUGGGAAAAAUGGCUCAAAGAUGUCAUUCAGCCAUUCUCAUAUGGAAAACUAGCUCCUAUAGUCCUACGCUAGAAUGGCUGAUAGUGUAUUUGGUGAGAAGAGCUUUGUCAAUUAACAUGUCCAAUAAGAUGUAUUAUUUGAAUGAUUUGUGCGUAUUAUCGAUACUACUGUGUUUGCACCAUUGAAUUCGGACAAAUAUUUCAAGAGAAUUGGUAUUGAAGCCAAUGAAGAAUUGAGAUCCAUAUUCAAGAGAAA
Panicum virgatum (switchgrass) is the source of this 3161-nucleotide messenger RNA. RefSeq names its product probable transcription factor At3g04930. Gene Ontology annotation, cellular component: nucleus. Bases 151 to 1266 code for a protein of 371 amino acids. NCBI's taxonomy places the organism in Eukaryota, Viridiplantae, Streptophyta, Magnoliopsida, Poales, Poaceae. Gene Ontology annotation, biological process: regulation of DNA-templated transcription. The transcript is spliced from 5 exons. The record is from RefSeq and is a predicted model, not a curated record.